AAGUUUCUGCAGGAAGAUAAACAAACCAAAUUUUAGCUUCAGAUACUGAAGAAAUUAUUUGGGACUCUAGUCUUUAAAAUAGUGCUUAAUAAUGGUCUAUGAGUUGAAAUUACGGGCAUAGAUCACGAAGAUAUUAUGGAAAAAUAACACCUAUGGCGCUUUGGGUUAAGGGGAAGGACGAGAUGUUAAAAAAUUCAUAAUUAUGUGGUUUUAUGAAACUAAAAAGUUUUCGCAAAGUAAUAUUGAGGGAUAUAAUUUUAAUUAUUCCACUACAUAUUACACAUAAAUGAUAUGUGUGGGUAGUAAUAGACUUGGAUUUGGGGUAGUAUAUUAUAAAAAUGGAAACAUUUUUUACCAUAAUAUUGUUUAUUAAUACGGAAAUAAAGGAAAUUUCAUAAGAUAAUCUAUUUAUAAAAAGGGAACACAUUUUAGUUAAUGUUCAAAAGGAAAAUAAUAAUUUGAAAAAUUAAAAUCUUUUUGUAGUUGAAUUGUUAUAUAUUUUUUGACAUUAGAUUAUUUCCAUAUAUAUUAUUAUUAUUAAAUGUUGCGUUAUUUUAUUUAAAUAAAUAUAUUAUCAGUAAUAAUGUUUUUAUAGAAAAUAA
Molecule: messenger RNA, 602 nt
Organism: Ichthyophthirius multifiliis
Lineage: Eukaryota; Ciliophora; Oligohymenophorea; Hymenostomatida
Product: scp-like extracellular protein, putative
Exons: 1
Source: RefSeq, a predicted model, not a curated record